Molecule: messenger RNA, 743 nt
Organism: Etheostoma spectabile (orangethroat darter)
Lineage: Eukaryota; Metazoa; Chordata; Actinopteri; Perciformes; Percidae
Product: cytosolic sulfotransferase 1
Exons: 4
Coding region: 1-453 (150 amino acids)
Molecular function (GO): sulfotransferase activity
Source: RefSeq, a predicted model, not a curated record
AUGACCACAUUGCACCCAGAGCCUGGAGACUGGAGCAACUACCUCCAGAGAUUCAUAGAGGGAAAGAUGGUGUUUGGAUCCUGGUUUGACCAUGUGAACGGCUGGUGGGAGAAGAAACAGACAUACUCUAAUAUCCAUUACAUGUUCUAUGAAGAUCUGAUUGAGGAUACAGGACGGGAAAUAGACAAACUCUGCUGCUUUCUGGGUUUGUCUCCUUCCGCUGAGGAGAAGGAAAUAAUCAUAGGCAAAGUGUUGUUUGAUGUUAUGAAAAACGACAACAUGGUCAACCGUUCAACAGUGAAAGAGUUGGAUUUCACAAAGUCUUCCUUCAUGAGGAAAGGGAAAGUUGGUGACUGGAAGAACCACUUCACUGUGGCGCAGGAUGAAAAGUUUGAUGAGAACUACAAGCAGAAAAUGAAGAAUUCUACUCUGCAGUUUCGUACUGAAGUUUAGAGGCUGUGCACUGCUGUGCAUGUCCUGAACUGUGACUCAUUUGAUAAUGAUGUUGAUUACUGAGUCAGAUGAUACAUUUGAUUGAUACAUAUAUUGUCUAAUUAGUGUGGCAAUUCUUAUUAUGAUGUCAACUAAUGACUUUCAUAUGUAUAACCCUGGUUGAAUCUCAUUUUACUGUGUUCAAAAAUCAGUGUUAUGCCAGUCAUUUGUGGAACUUAUUUAGAUUGAAGUGUACUGGAUUUAAAAUGAUGCUGUACAUAACUGAGUGCAAUCAACAACAGUCUCUGGGA